Molecule: messenger RNA, 552 nt
Organism: Corylus avellana
Lineage: Eukaryota; Viridiplantae; Streptophyta; Magnoliopsida; Fagales; Betulaceae
Source: RefSeq, a predicted model, not a curated record
AUGGAAAACAGGGCAAAUAAAGGAAGUGGAACAUCCAUACCUAAUGGCGAGAUUGCCUGGAAAGAAUGCUGGAAGCUAAAGAUUCCAAAUGUGGCAAAGCUCUUCUUAUGGAAGGCUUUACAUAAUUUAUUACCGACUAGGGUGAACCUGGCUAAGAAGGGAAUUGUCCGAAACACUUUAUGCCCCAUCUGUGGACUUGAAGAAGAGACGGUUGCGCACAUCCUAUGGACAUGCCCAUCAUCAAAUGAUGUGUGGGGAGGUACUGACAAUAAAACCGAAGCGGUAGUAUGGAGGCCACCACCACACAAUAUGAUUAAGUUGAAUUGGGAAGCUAGGCUGAAUUUGAAGGAAGGACGUGUGGGAUUGGGGCUUAUAGGCCGAGAUUCAAUUGGUACAUUUCUUGCUGCUCGGAAUUUUGCUGCGGUGAAGGAGUGGAAGAGAUUUACAACAGCUUUAGAGGAUUGGCAGCAUGCGGACGGCCGAAACAAUGACGUCGUCGGAGGGAGCGCCAAGAAACGUCCAAGACGUUUAUUGGAGGCCACAAGAAAAUAA